Messenger RNA from Aspergillus eucalypticola CBS 122712, 470 nucleotides. RefSeq lists its product as uncharacterized. The record is from RefSeq and is a predicted model, not a curated record. Bases 59 to 304 code for a protein of 81 amino acids. NCBI's taxonomy places the organism in Eukaryota, Fungi, Ascomycota, Eurotiomycetes, Eurotiales, Aspergillaceae. The transcript is spliced from 2 exons.
UGCUGCGGCGUCGGGAAACUUUCAGGUACCGUUGUACAAUACAGGUCGGUAUGUCUGUAUGAUUGCUGCAGGGGGCAUCCCGGUCGAUGCUUCAUUGCUUCAAAGUUGGGUAUUCUUGCUGCUUCGCUUGCGCUCCGCUUGCGAUACCCCCCAUGGGUUAUCCUGGAUUCUAUCCCUCUUGAAUGGCCCUCUACUCCUACUCCUUUCCUGUCACGAUCACCUCAUCCCUGAAGCAUACAUCAUCCUGCGUGGUGUGGUGUGGGAUUAUCUUGUCAAGCACGGGUUGACUAUCUGGCUUCCAUGAAAUUAUCGACUAUCUAUCGACUACCUCGACUAUCAUCCCUUGAGGAGCCUGCAAUCCGCAUUUGCCUUCUUUCAAUUCUCCGUGGGAUACUCACACCGAACGCCCUCUACGAUAUCUGUCAUCCCACCAUUGAAGAACAUGCAAAGCUGGGAAGCUGCAGCUGCUA